UGUCGCGCGCUCUGUGAAAGUUUCGCGCCCGACGCCGUCAGCACGUGCGUCCCGACGUCUUCGCCGCCGCCGCAGUGCACGUGCCCCCGAUAUGGUGGUGGAGUUACAGUGCGCAUGAGAGGGAGAAAGAGGAUAGGAUCAGAGAGGCAACAUGACGAUUUGGAGGUUAAGGUUGCUUUUGCUACCGUCCAUAUGGAUUUUUCUGUCUCCUACUCUUGGGGAAGAUGAGUUUGCGUUACCGCCAUCAUUUGCACAAGGAGAAAGUCCUGGAGUUUUCGACUAUAACCUCCUGGAUGCUGUUAAGAUUCCGCUCCAGGAUCCCAAAACUCAGUACGUGGCCGACAGCGAGGACGGUUUCCCCGCCUUCGGCUUCAAGGCCGGUUCAGAUGUGAAAAUGGCCCGCAGACAGAUCCUGCCCGACGUUUUAAGUCCGGAGUUUGCCGUGCUGAUCAGCGCCAAACCCAGGACGAAGCGGGGAGGCUUUGUUUUUGCGGUGGUCAAUCCGCUGGACACUGUCGUCGAACUAGGUGUUCGAAUAGGACCAGAGAAUGGAACAUUUACAGUAUUAUCCCUAUUCUACACUGACUACGUUGCAGAGGUAAACUCUCAGAUUAUAGCCAAUUUUACAGUGCCAAAGUUCACCAACAAAUGGACGAAGUUCGCGUUCAGAGUCACUCUGGAAAAUAUAACUUUAUUUUUUAAUUGUACCGAAGCAGACACGGUAUCGGUGCAGAGGAAGCCAUUAGAGUUAGUGUUUGAUUCUGCCUCGACACUAUAUUUGGCACAAGCUGGGCCGAUAAUAGGGGAACCAUAUGAGGGCGCCCUGGCACAUGUCAAAAUAUACAGAGACCCAGGCAGGGCCGCUGAACAGUGCAAAACGGAAUUUCAGGAUGUAGUGUUCAGUGAUGAGGAAAUCAAAAAUUACUUAGAAAGAAACGAUAUUGAACAUGACUAUGAGGACGAUAUUAGUAAUGAUAUAGUUGACAAUGUCGAACGAACGGAUUAUCCGCCCUUUCGAGAGGAGGACAGCGACGGUUUAGGGGUGUUUCCACCCCCGCCCCCACCCCCGGACGGUAAGAACUGCUUCUGUGGUACUAAAGAAAACUGUUGUAAUUUUAUUUUUGACGAUCGACCAGCUGCGGGAAGAUACCGAGGAGAGAAAGGAGAGAGAGGACCAAAAGGACCUCCUGGGGAAGCUAUAAGAGGUCCUCCAGGACCUCCUGGACCGCCUGGACCAGCAGCUGUUGAGGGCAGUUGUUCAUGUAACGUAACAUCAAUUCUGAGCUCCAUGGGAAUCACUCUACCAUACUCCCCUGCUCUACCGGCCCUUCCUGGAAAGGAAGGAGUACCAGGAUUACCAGGAGAGCCUGGUAGACCUGGCGAGAAAGGAUCAGUGGGACCAAGAGGAGAUAAAGGCGAAAGAGGUGAGAAGGGUCCACCUGGACCACCAGGACUUCAAGGAUCUAAAGGAGAACCUGGAGAGGAUGGUAUUCCUGGCGCACCGGGUCCACCGGGACCGGCCGGUCCACCAGGUCCUGUGGAAUUUGAAAAUAUUGAUCCAAUACGAGUGAAGGAAGCUGUUAUGGGUGGAUCUAUGAUACGACCUGGAAUACCUGGAGCCAAAGGCGAGACUGGAAAACCAGGAAAUCCAGGUCCUAAAGGCGACAGAGGAUCUGUGGGCCCAAAGGGUAAUCCUGGACAAAAAGGAGAAGGUGGUGACAGAGGACUACCAGGCGAAAGAGGUCCUCAAGGUCCAAAAGGUGAAAAUGGGACUCCUGGCAUGGAUGGUAUUCCUGGUAAUCCAGGAUCUCCUGGAAAAGACGGUUCAAAAGGCGAACCUGGAGUUAGUGGUCCUCCCGGUUUACCAGGAAUAUCAAUUUCCAGUGAUGGAUUAACAGAUUUUGUGCCUGGACCACCAGGGAUAAAAGGAGAACCAGGAGAACAUGGACCGAAAGGUGAUCCAGGCCGAGAUGGCGAGCCGGGUUUACCUGGUCCAGCUGGAUUUCCUGGACCUAAAGGAGAUUCAGGAGUUGACGGUGCUCUGGGUCCGGUAGGACCACCAGGAUCUAAAGGAGAAAAAGGUGAAAGAGGUCCACCAGGCUCUGUCAUUAUGUCAAACGGAAAUGAACAAAUUCUAACAUUAAAGGGUGAAAAGGGCGACAUGGGCAGGAGAGGUCGACGCGGCCGACCUGGGCCUCAGGGUCCCCCAGGACCGGCAGGCAAAGGAGGGGAGAUAGGCCUUCCAGGAUGGAUGAACGGAAAGGGAAGACCAGGAGCUACAGGAAUACCUGGGCAACCUGGACCAAAGGGAGAAAAGGGAGAUUCUGGAUCUGGAAUGGCCCAGAAAGGAGACAAGGGUGACAAAGGAGAUCGUGGUUCAGAUGGUAUUCCAGGCAAAGAUGGAAUACCAGGACUGCCCGCUACAGGUUCAAACGACGAUGCAACACGGUACGUUCCUGUUCCUGGACCACCAGGUCCCCCCGGACCGCCUGGAAUACCUGGAUUAUCCAUAACUGGACCUAAAGGUGAACCUGGAGAAGCGAUUUACAAGGAAGCAGUGUAUAACUUGCGACCAGGACCAAAAGGAAGCCUGGAAGAGCUGCGGGCCGUGAAAGAGCUGAAGGAUCUAAAGGACUUUCGAGCAGGGCGUUCAACUGCCAGUCCGCCCCUGAUGGCCACCAGCGACUACUCCAGAGGAGCAGCCGUGCCGGGUGCGGUAACAUUCCGAACUAGAGAGGCGAUGACUCGGGUGUCGCAAGACAGCCCCGUGGGCACACUAGCUUACGUCAUGGAAGAAGAGGCUUUACUUGUUCGAGUUAACGGCGGUUGGCAGUAUAUUGCGCUUGGAUCGUUAUUACCGAUAAAUACACCUACCCCACCGACUACUAGUGCACCACAACAACAUCCACCAUUUGAAGCAAGCAAUCUCAUUAAUCAGCUGCCAAGUUCACCAAAAGGAGUAGUUCCAUUCGCCUCUAGGCUGCCUAAAAUGUUAAGAUUGGCAGCGCUAAACGAGCCGGCAACAGGUGAUGUUCAUGGUGUACGAGGAGCUGAUUACGCUUGUUAUAGAGAAGCCCACAGGGCAGGACUCAAGGGCACUUUCAGAGCAUUCCUGUCAUCAAGGACCCAAAAUGUCGACUCGAUAGUCCGACAAGCAGAUAGAAAACUGCCUGUCAGUAAUCUGAGAGGUGAAGUUUUGUUCAAUUCGUGGGCUGAGAUGUUCAGUGGAGAUGCUGCUCCAUUCCCACAUCCACCAAGAAUAUUUUCAUAUAGUGGUAAAAACGUAAUGACAGACCCGUCGUGGCCCAUCAAGUCCGUGUGGCACGGCGCCCUCGUGGACGGCACCAGGGCGCUGGACACGUCCUGCGACGCCUGGCAGACCUCGUCGUCGUCCAAGGUGGGUCUGGCGGGUAGCCUGAGGGGUCCCAGGCUGCUGGACCAGACGCCCGUGACGUGCGACAAGAAGCUGAUCGUUUUGUGCAUAGAGGCGACAAGCGAGGUGUUUGUGCAGAGGCGGAGAAGGGCAAUAACGGAUUGGACCGAAAACAGACUACUAACCCAGGAAGAAUACCAACACUUAAUCAAUUCAAUUAAUUAAACAACAAAACAAUUAUUUAAGACUAAAUCAUGCUCUUUAGAUUUUCUGGUCCAUCCAUCCAUGUUAUUUGUUACAUUACAUGACAUUACUGCCUAAGCAUAAGCAUAAUCGAGAAUAGAAUUAUUUUUAAGAUUUUAUACUUGUUUUCUAGUCUUAAAAGAAUAUUAUUAAUGAUAAAAAUAGGAUAGGUAAUACUCAUUUAUAAGUGUAAAAUAAAUGUCAGAAACAUUCAACUGUAACUACAUAUAAUGAAAAAAGCAUUGGGAUACUUUUAAUAACAAUAAUUUUCUACUGUUGCCAUAUACUCGUAUUGAUAAUUUUGUUUUAUUAUACAUACUUUAUAACUAUACUUUAAAAAACUAUUUUUUUUUAUAAAUAACAAAAAUCUGUGGUUUACCCCAAAUAACAAUUUAUCUACAAAUUCUUUUUUGGCGGAUUUAAUACUUUUUUUCAGUAUUUAAUAGGGGAAAGGAUCCUAAACCGUACCGCUUUGCACAAAAGUUAAAAAAAUUACCAAAAUUUUCGGACUGCCUUUGAAUCACUUCCACACAGAAAACUAUCACUUUUUCAAGAGCCUUGCAUGUUAUACGAACAGGUUGCCGAAGUCGUACGUACCAGGCAGCUCCAUUUUAAUAAAUUUGUGGGAAUUCGAAAAAGAGCUGCUCGGUUCUUGCUGCAAUCCCACAGCAAGGCAGCUUCAACUAACGUCGCCUUUUAUGUACUGUUAUAUUGAGAGAACUGAUUGUAGCGGGAAACGAUCGGCCUAUCUUUCAUUAAAAAUCUCAUUUUCGAAAAAAAGUGGAGCUGCCUGGUUAUUGCAGCCACCCCUUCAAUUGCUCUAAAUGUCGUCACCUCUCUACCUAUAAUAUCGUCCCAAUUUUCGUCAUAUCUUCUUAUUCGUCUUUAUAUGUCUCAUUUCACACAAAAACCAUUGUUUUUUACAAGUUUAUUUAGGAAUUGCGACACAUUGCAAAAAAAAUAAAACAUAAACUAUUAAAUAAUUAAAAAAAUAAGCAUACAAAAUAAAAUAUUAUUUAAGAAUAUCUCCGAUAUAAGCUCAAAAAUAAUGCAGAUAUUAGCAUUUUUAAAAUCAUAAUUAUUUUACAGAAAGCCUAUAUAGGUAUAUAGCUUACAUGGCUAAUGGCCUAAAUUCCGUCGCAGAUAUCCAGUUCUCGUCAUCCAUUUUUAAUUGUUAAUUUAGGUAGAGUUAAUGAUAAAAGUGGGUGACGAAAAUUGGGUACUUCAUAUAGCCCAUCUUCAUACUAUCAUUUAUGGGAAAAAUAUUUAUGGGAAAAAUAUACAGAAAACUGAAUUGUAUACUGAUUAAAAUAACUCUGCCUAUAAUGACCCAAUAUUCAUCAAUGAUGACGAUAAUACAGCACGCUCCGUUGCGACAUAUUUUUUAUAUAAAUACAUAUAAAAUCACUUAUUGCCAUAAGUAAUCUAAAUGUUAGAGUACAGAUCCAAAGAAUCUUUGAUAUAUGUAUUAUUUCUGCAAGCACUGGUGCUACUUGAAAAGGUUCUUAAGUAUUACUCGAAGUUUUAUUAGGCUUACUAAAUAUACCACAAGUUUUCUGGUUGGUUGGUUAUCAGUUAUAAGCAAUAUUUUCAAGAUAUACAAAGUUGUAGCCUUCGAGGAAACGAUUCCUGGUCCUAUAAAAAGCCAUACAGCGGUAUAGAAAAUAUAGAAUAAUUUCCCCUUUUUUAGGGUCUUUGCCACUUGCUCCUGGCAUGCUCACCAAGUGUCUCGUAUAUUCCACCGCUCGCCUAGCGAUAUACUUACUCAACUUUUAGGUGUCUAGCAGAAGCAGUUAUAAACUAGAUAUUGAUGAGGUACGAUUUAGGAGCUGGUACAGUUUAGGCGAAACCAUGGCGAAACGUUCCCCUAUAAUUAUCUUUGUAGAUAAUAAUGUUUUUUGUUUUUUGGUACAUGGUAAUACAGAUUAAGAUGCCCUGAAUUUUUGAACCUAAAACAUAAUUUUUGUUAAAUCUCCUUAUGCUUAAGUAGAACAGAUUAUAAUAAGACAUAAGAUAAUAAUUUUUAAUUCUAUGUAAGUAGCAUGAUAAGCAUCGGUGUCAAGAUAAUAACUUGUAACUGUCUGUAACCAAAUAGUUGUAAAUAUAAACAAAUCGUUAUGAGUUAUAUUUUUUAUUUUUAUAAAUUAAUUUUGUUCUUAGGAAAGGAUAUUUAAUUUAGAAGAAUAAAGAAAUAUUUAGAUAAAAACGUAAUUCCUAUACCAUUAAAAUUUAAAGAAUACUUUUUUAACACUAAAUUUUUGAAUAACUUCUAUGUAAAUAUGGUGUAAUAUUUUAAAAAUUUCGCAUAUCCUAAAAAUGAUAUCACAUCUUGAUAUAUCAAUUUCAAUUAUAUCGGUCAAUGCUCGUACAUUUCUUUCCUACAUAUCUUUAACAUGUGUAAAUAUAAAUUUAAAUAAUUAAGGCUAAUUACAUUACAGAUAUCUUUUCUUAAGACCACAUCAGAUUAGGAAGUGAGAAUUUUGUAUAAAUUAAUUAUUACAAGUGUAACCUGUAUUUUUUUAUGUCAUAAUAUUACAUUUUCUUAGUUUAGUACAAUUAUAUACAGGGUGAUUCACGCGGCCAUGGUACUUUAGAUAUUUAUGGAGAACCGGUGAUUUUUUUGAAAAUUUGGAUUUUUGAAUAAAGGCACCUGCUCCAUAUUUGUAUCAAUUAUUUUCAGCGUUACACUGUUGCUACUUCAUACUAAAAGUGGCAGCAUUUUUGUUAUUUUAAAUGGAACAUCUGGUAGACAUUAUGGUAUAAUAUUAACAACCAUGACAUGAGUUUUUUGCUACAUAUUUCUAAAAUUGUCAACUUAACCAAAUUCUUGAAAUGAAACUGUAAUAAUAGAAUUAUUUUUUUUUA
This is a messenger RNA of Sitophilus oryzae (rice weevil), 6481 nucleotides long. RefSeq names its product collagen alpha-1(XVIII) chain-like. NCBI's taxonomy places the organism in Eukaryota, Metazoa, Arthropoda, Insecta, Coleoptera, Curculionidae. The transcript has 27 exons. Bases 152 to 3598 code for a protein of 1148 amino acids. The record is from RefSeq and is a predicted model, not a curated record.